UAAGGUUAUUGUCAAAGAAUUGUCAACUCUCUGUCAGGCUAUUUCAAAAUUUACAAUGUGCUUCAUAACGUAGAAAGCUAAAGCUGACUACACUAUCUUGAAACCGUACAAUGUCCAAAUGUUCUUUGCAGCUGUAUGUGAAUGAAAACUUCACGUCUCAACCCUCAAUAGAGUCAAGCGAUGAUUUGUUGAAAAACUUAACAAGCAGUGAUUGUAAGAAACGAACCAUCUGUAAUUAUAGAGACGUGCUAGAAAACUACAAGGAACCACUUCACAAAAAUUGUACCUCUAAAACCUUAAAUUCCGUUGACUCGCAAAAAAACCAUCCAGUAUUACGUAAUUACUUAUUACGGCAUUCCGGAAGCGUCAAAGCAUACCACAAGAUAAUAAAGCAACAAGAAGAAAUUUUAAAUCUUUGUCGAGAAAAGUUAGCAAAAAAAUUCUCAAAAAGUUUUCUUAGUGGGGUUAAAGACGAGGAUAUUGUUAGAGCCCUUAAAAUUAUACAAGAUACUGAAGAACCCACAUCCGAUAAAAUCAUUUGUAAGAUUUUGAGAGGAAUUGUGUCUGAUGUAAGCAAAAAUACCUCUGAACAAAAUGAAGAAACUGUUAGUAUUGAUCAAGUUUUAAAAUCUCAAUAUAGUAGUAUCUCUUCGUCGAGUUCAAGAAGAAAAUACAGCUUUGUAUUUAAUAAAUUAAAGACAUUAUUUAAAAAAUCAUCAAGAAAUCAUUCGAUUUCACUUUCCAACAAUUAUAAUAAGCAACCAAAUAGAUUUGUUUAUCACCAAAACUGUUUAUUCAACCCAAUUGAAACUCAAUUUUUAUAUCCUUAUAAUAACGUAGAAGAAAUCAGAAACUAUAAUAAUUACAAACCACCAUUUUAUGGAAAUUUCCCACCUCCAGGAAUGGGGUCUAAUCCCACAUGCGCGUGCCAUAAAAAUUUGGUGAAACUACAAAACGAAUUUGAGAAACAACAAAGCGAAAUUCGGCUAAUUAAUCAGAACCUCCAGCAAUGUUUGUGUCUUUUGCACGAUAUUGGUGAUAAGCCCCAGGAAAUUAAAAAUGCGCCGUUCGAUUCUUUCUUUGCCAACACUAAUUUCCAAGCGUAUCAAUUUGGUACAACAGAAAAUUUAUAUGGACAUGGACACAGAUCACAUUCGCAUAUACAUCAUAAAAAGAAGCAAGAACCUAAAAAGCGUGGAUGUUGUGGUAGAAAGCGAAAACAAACAUGUCCCCACCAAUGUAUAUACCAACCCCAAAAACACAAGGAACAUCAUAACAAAGCAGAACAUAACACGAAAUCAAUCCAUGAUAUUGGUAAAGAACCAAUUUGUAGAUCCUCCGAACUUGAUAUUAAAAAGACUCAACACAAACGGCGUAACUUUUGCGCGUGUUGUCAGCGAAGAAGGCGUGCUUCUACAACCUCUGUUGAUACAUAUGGAGAUGAAGAAGAGAAAAAGAAAACAAGAAAGAAAAGAGAGGUUGGAAUGAUAUCAGAGGAGCAUUCAAUACAUGCUUUAUCUAAACAUGAUACGACCACGAAAAAAAAUAAAAUGAGGUGUUCUUGUUGUAGAAAGAAGCCAAAAAAGGACACACAAAAAAAAGAACAUGAAGACCAUACAGAACACAAAGAUCAUCAAGAAAAACAUCAAAAAGAUGAGAAGAAUAAAUCCAAAAUUAAAUAUGAAUGCGAUGCAAUUUGUCCUGGUUUACUUUACGAUCAAGAAAAUCGAGCAAUGCAAGCCACAAUCAGUACACAAACAGUACCAUUUCUGGCAAAAAAAAUACUUAACACCCUUUUACACCCAAAAACGUCAUCGAUCGUUGAUACUCACCCUGCGGGAAUUAUAGAACUUCCUUGUAUCCAAUGCACUAAAGAAGUUAGAAGCACACGAUGCCAUUGCAUAAAAUGUAAACCAACUAGAAGUUUGAUUGAUUCGGGUUUUUCACCUUUAGCGUCAAGCAGUCGAAAAAGUCUGAGUAAUGUUACCAGUAAAUCUAAAGUGUCCGGGAAAUCUAAAAGCAGCAUAUGGAAAUCGGGUGUAAAUGUUAAUAAGGGAAAAACUGGUAAGAAAGGUAAAAAACAAAAAGUUAAGAAAGUUAAAACAAAGAAAAAAGGGAAGAAGAAGGAUACUACGAAGAGUGAGGGCGAUAAGAAAAACAAAGGGAAAUGUUCUAUAUUUAAAAUGUGUAAAAUGAUUUGUUGUCGUGGUACAUAGUGUAAUUAAUUUUUUGACAGUAAAUAAU
Onthophagus taurus is the source of this 2244-nucleotide messenger RNA. RefSeq lists its product as uncharacterized. The record is from RefSeq and is a predicted model, not a curated record. Lineage: Eukaryota; Metazoa; Arthropoda; Insecta; Coleoptera; Scarabaeidae.